CUCGCCGCCGCCGCCAUGGCCACGCCGGCCCCGGGCCUCGUCUCGGUGUUCUCCAGCCCGCAGGAGCUGGGCGCGUCGCUCGCGCAGCUGGUGGCGCAGCAGGCCGCGAGCUGCCUGGCGGGGGCCGGCGCCCGCUUCGCGCUCGGGCUGUCGGGCGGCAGCCUCGUGUCCAUGCUGGCCCGCGACCUGCCCGCCGCCGCCGCCGCCGCCGGGCCGGACAGCCUGGCGCGCUGGACGCUGGGCUUCUGCGAUGAGCGCCUGGUGCCCUUCGAGCACGCCGAGAGCACGUACGGCCUGUACCGGGCGCAGCUGCUCCCCAGUCUGCCCAUCCCGGCCAGCCAGGUGCUCACCAUCGACCCCGGGCUGCCCCUGGACGCCGCGGCCGACGACUAUGCCGCGAAGCUGCGACGGGCCCUGCAGGGAGACCCCAUCCCCGUGUUCGACCUGCUGAUCCUGGGCGUGGGCCCCGACGGCCACACCUGCUCGCUCUUCCCGGACCACCCCCUGCUGCAGGAGCGGGACAGGAUCGUGGCGCCCAUCAGCGACUCCCCUAAGCCGCCGCCGCAGCGCGUGACACUCACGCUGCCCGUGCUGAACGCGGCCCGCAGCGUCGUCUUCGUGGCCACCGGGGAAGGCAAGGCCGCCGUGCUGAAGCGCAUCCUGGAGGCCCGCGAGCCGCGCCCCCUGCCGGCCGCCCUGGUGCAGCCCCGCGCCGGCGCGCUCCGCUGGUUCCUGGACGAGGCCGCGGCGCGGCUGCUCACGGUGCCCGUGGAGAAGCACUCCGCGCUGUAGCGGCCGCGCGCCGGGCCGGACCGAACCGAACCACUCCAUCCCCGCGCCGGGCCGGGCCGGACCCCGCAGUAAAGCGCAUCGCCCGGGGCCGCCGCCCUGUCCUGGUCCCUGACGGCUGCGGGCCAUCGGAGGGGGUCCCGGCCAGAGGAGGGGGCGGAUGGACAGACGGACGCCGGGGCCCCGGGCGCGUUAGCCGGGAGCUGGGACUCGGACCCAUGCCCUCGCUUCCGGGCGCCGCCCCCAGUGCCCACCGCGGGGGCGGGGGACCCCUCCCCAUUUCGUCCGCCCUGCAGCUGCCCCCUUCCCCCAGGCCGCCAGGGUCCCCCUCCCCUCUGCCGGGCAGGAGCCGAGGAGCGUGAGGCGGGAAUUGAAACCCAGGGCCGGGGUAGCUCCUAGCAGAAACCACAGCGCGCGGCUUCCUGGGGGUCCCUGGGGGGCGGAGCCAGCGAGGAGCAGCUGGCUGGGCCCAAGGGCGGGGAACGGCAGGGCCCUCCCAGGGGCAGGAAAGCCCUGGCCUCGGGCCGGGGCAGCGCCCCCUCCCCUGCCCUCCGAGUGGUCCGGCUGACCAGUGCUCACCGGCUGCGUGAGAAGAAGAAACAAGAAUCCCACUUGUGUCCUGGCAGCCUGACUGGGACACUGAGUGCCAUCCCUGCGGGGCGACCCCACCCGGGCUCGGCGAAGAACCUGGCAUCGUCCUCACGGACCUGGCCGCCCCCGCCUCACCAAGUGGGCCUACCUCGGGGUCCACCGUGGCUGCUUGUGGUCCAGCCGUUUGUGUGCACAUUCCAGGCUCUGGGGAGUUGCCCUUCCUCCUCCAGAAAGGGUCCCCACGUGACCCCAGGCCAGAGCGGGGUCUUGCCUGGUGCCCCCUCCCCUGGGCCUCGGGGGUCAGCCCCCAGUCAGUCAUUCACUCAACAAACUUGGGGAGGGGGCCUUGGGGAGCUGCUACCCUCCGGGUGCCUGGGUUCAAGUCUCGGCUAAGCCACCUGCAGGCUGGGGCCCUGGAUGGAGGCCGUGGCUGUCGGGGACCCCUGGGGGUGACCCCGCAAACCUCGGUCACUGUCGUUCUGCCUGUCAAAUAAAAUUUGGAAAAGUG
Lepus europaeus (European hare) is the source of this 1888-nucleotide messenger RNA. RefSeq names its product 6-phosphogluconolactonase (gene PGLS). NCBI's taxonomy places the organism in Eukaryota, Metazoa, Chordata, Mammalia, Lagomorpha, Leporidae. The coding region runs from base 16 to 792 and encodes 258 amino acids. Gene Ontology annotation, molecular function: 6-phosphogluconolactonase activity. The transcript has 5 exons. Gene Ontology annotation, biological process: pentose-phosphate shunt; carbohydrate metabolic process. The record is from RefSeq and is a predicted model, not a curated record.